ACCCAGGAACCAAACCGUACAUGUUAGCUACUGCUUGCUCUCAUUUCCGAAACCCUUCUUGUUUGCUCAUAUAGUUACCAAACAGGAAAUUGUUACCAAAUUCGAAUAACAUCAUAUUUAAACAAUUCUAUUCGGAUUUCGAGAAAGUCGCCGGUCAUGAGCCGGACUCUAGGCCAGAGUGGUCACUUCUACUCUCUUCAGAUGACUCGUCGAAAAACCCGUUCUUCCACGGCGGCUGCGCAUACUUGCCAGAGAAAGAUGAGCUCUAUGUCAUGUCGGAUCUGCUGCAGUCAACUAGCAGCUCAGCAAUGCCGGCAAUUUUGAUAUCGAAGAUAUCUUUCCGCCGUGGCCCUGAUCAGGCUAUCAGUGAGGCCGAAUGGGUGAAGCUGCGGCCGCCCUCGAGUAUGCCCAUGCCGGCCGGCGCGUGUCGUUACCAGAACGGAGUAUUGUACUGUUCCCAGGGUAAUGGCUCCAGCGAUACGGGAGGCCUCUGGUAUAUGCCCUCCGGAAGACCGCCUAUACCUCUUCUGACCAGCUACUUCCACAAGCCUUUCAACUCGAUCCAAAACGUGGUUGAGGAUGCGGAGGGUGGCUUAUGGUUUACGGAUGCGUGUGUCGGCUAUGAGCAAGAGAUUAGGCCCAAGCCGCAGCUCCCGAACCAGGUGUACCGGUACGACCCCAAAACAGGAGACUUGCGUGCCGUCGCGGAUGGCUUUGUACGGCCUAUGGGAAUAGCGCUGAGCGGACCGAGUGACGGAAUAACCAUAUUAUACGUUACCGAUACCGGAGCAGUUCAUCCCAAUGGAACUCAUUAUCCUCUAGGGCAGGCGACUAUCUACGCUUUCGACGUUACGCGGAGAUCCGGUUCACUAUUCGCGAUGAACAAGCGAGUUUUCGCCUACGUCAAAGAAGGCGUACCAACAGCGGUAGUAUGUGAUUCGAAUGGCAAUGUGUUCGCCGCAUGUGGAGAUGGAGUUGAGGUUUGGAGCCCAGGGGGUUCGGCCCUUGGACUAAUCGAAGUACCCGGCGGCUGCACGGGCUUGUGUAUCGGGCAACCCGGGGAGAUCUUCAUUUGCGCUCAACAACGACUUUGGCGAGUUCGAUUAAAAUAUGGGGCAUAGCGAAUAGUAUGUGUAAUUUGACUUGGUGACAACCACUCAAGAUCAUGCCGACUCUGACCCCCAAACAUUCCGAGCAGCCUGAACUGCAUCUGGCGGCGCCCAGCCAUAAUGGAACGUGUUCAGGUAGUCAAAACUCUGACACGGGCCCUGAUCCGUGCAAACAGUUACCGCUCUGAAAAGUCCAUAAUGUCAGUUCACCGUCUUUACAUGUGGUAUUCAAAUAAGCUGAAAGGGGGGCUAUUACUGUUUGAUAAUCACGAUACUCCCAUUAUAGUUGCCAAUUUGAGUCCUUUCGUAUUCAACACACAUGAUACAAUGUGCUUGGUUUCGGUUCC
Messenger RNA from Annulohypoxylon truncatum, 1456 nucleotides. RefSeq lists its product as uncharacterized. Lineage: Eukaryota; Fungi; Ascomycota; Sordariomycetes; Xylariales; Hypoxylaceae. Bases 273 to 1121 code for a protein of 282 amino acids. The transcript is spliced from 5 exons. The record is from RefSeq and is a predicted model, not a curated record.